AUGUGUGCAAAAGUAUUACCUUCUUUCACAGACGAAAACCAGGAUCUGCAGAAGCAGACAGGGUGUAUGAAUGGGAUAUUUCAGCUCUUUGAUCGCCACCAUUUCCCAACAUGCUGGAGAGUUGGCAGCCAAAAUCCCAAGAGACUACUUCCAGGUGCUCACCACAAUAUGGACCCUAGACAUGCAACAAAAACUGCAAGGGAAAAAAAUCUGGAGGCACAGAAAGAGUUAAGAGUCUCCUUUGAAUCAUCCCAAGCCUCCUGUUCAUCUUCCUCUUGUUCUUCCAUGCUUUCAUCAUUUGAUUCCCAUAAAAUGGCUCUACCAGAAGCUAUUUCGUUCAUUCAAACGAAAAUUCGUGAAACCCCACUUCAAACCACAACCACAAAAGAACAAAAUACUUCAUUUGCCACAGGCCAGCAGUCCCUUGAUCUCCAAGAUGUAGUGAAGGAUUCAAUGUAUAGAGAAACCCGUGGCUUGCCCAUCAAAUCUAAGGCUAAAGAUGAAAGAAGAGGCUCCGUGUUGAAGCACAUCGACUCUCCCAGGCCUUCUCAGCAAUUCAAAAGUGGACAGUCAGGGGUUGCUGUUUCUGAUGGAUCAAUUCACGAUCUUUGUAAGCUCCAUGAAGUAACAGAGAAAUACAAGGAUGAGCGGCUGGCACUUCCUCGUUUCUCUUAUGAUGAGAGAGAAUCACGAGAUACUUUGAAGUCUACGCUCAAAGAACAUCCCAGGUUAUCGUUGGACAGUAGAGCCAGUUCUACGAAGAGUCCAUCCCUCCAAUCACGAUCAAACUUUCUUUUAAGGGAUCUGCAUAUGGGAAAUGAGGACUCCAGCCAAGUUCUACCCUCUGACCAAGAACUAGGAAGUAACAAAAGAUCGCCCAGUGUCGUGGAAAAGCUAAUGGGCUUGGAAGCCCUCUCAGAUGUUAUUUCCACAAGUGAGAGCAGGAUUAUAAAGAUCCAGUCAUGUGCUGGCACGGAUUUUAUUUCAAGAUCGCCAAAACCAGCUGGCAUGGGCAAGCAAACUCAAGAUCCUUGUUCCCCACGUGUUUUGCAAAAGGAUCCUGCCUUGCCACACUUGGGUAAUGCCAAUUCAGUCAUAAACCAGACUUCACGCUCAAGGUUUCCACCUGAACCAGCUCCAUGGACACAGCCAGAUUCUAGUAAAAGCUUUCGAAAGCAAGCUUUAAAAAGUAGGAAAUCAUCUGCAAUUACCUCAAAUAUGUCCUCCACUGUUUAUGGUGAGAUUGAGAAAAGGAUAACAGAAUUUGUGAAAUCUGGGAAGGACCUCAGGGCCCUAAAACAUAUUCUUGAAGCAGUGGAGAAAACAAGACAAAGAUUGGAGAAAAGAAAAGAGGACCUGACUGAAUCUGCAUCUCAAACAAGCAGAUACAGCACGGAAAACAGCAUCUCUGAUACGGAUUUCAGAUUGUCCACGUGGCAGGAUCAACGGAGUAACCAUCGAGUUCUCACCAUGAAGGAGGCCACCCCUCCAAAGAGAUUAGAGCCUUCUAAUAUGAUCAUGAAACCAGCCAAAGUGAUUGACAAAAUUAGAAUUUCAAGUUCUUCUCCGGUCCCAGCUCCAGACACAUCGCAUUUGCGAAAACUCAGAGCUCGGGAUUCUAUAUAUAACCGGGAGAAUUCAGUUCACAAACAUCCAGGAAAAGAUUCUAUGCCAAGGAAUAAUCUGAAAGAUCCUAGUUGGAUUGGUUCCAUUGCUAAGAAGACCAAUUUGAGAACUUCAGAAGUACAGCAAACCUCGAAAGCACCUCAAUGCAUUAAGGUAGAAAGCCGUGCUACCCGUGGAAGGAGUUCUGGAAUGGUGAGUCCAAGAUUAAAACAAAAGAAGCAAGUAAUAGAUUGGCAAUCUCAUCACACAACCUCAUCUUCUGACUCGGGCAUGAUUAAAAAGAAAUGUAGUAAGCAAGUAGCAGCAUCUGGUUACUCAAAUAGAAAACUCCACCUGAAAUCAACCGAUCUGAAGCAUGGUUAUGACCAAUUGAGCGAACACAGUGGUGACACACGGUACUCUAGUCACCAAAGUGAUACAACUUCUGUGAUGUCACAAAGCAAUAUUAGUCUCGUCUCACAGAUUGAAACAAAGGUCAUAUGCUUCGCUCAUUCCAUUGAGAAGAAUGCCAAACAGAACCAUGACCCUAUACAUAGGAGUUCUGCAGCAAGAUUCAGAGAACACACAAUAACAGCUGAACUUGCAACGACUAUGCUGGAACAACCAAGUCCUGUCUCGGUUCUUGAUGUGGCAUUUUGCAGAGAUGACUCACCAUCUCCGGUCAAGAAGAUAUCAACUGCUUUUAGAGAUGACGAAAGUCCAAAUUCCGACGACUCAAAAUGGCAUGUAGAGUAUCUAAAUGGUUUACCGGAUCAGAAAAGACUACACGGGCACAGUCACAGGAAAUUAGAUAUGAUUGAUGACUUGGUCCAUGAGGUUAGAUUAUUGAACCCCGCUCCUUGUGAAGAUACUCUAGACCACUAUGCAUUUAUGUACAAGAGCCCCAAUCCAGAUCUGCGAUAUAUUACUAAGAUAUUACUGGCAUCAGGACUCCUCAGAGACAUAAUAUCAGUCCCAACAGUCAAUCAGCACCACUCAUCAUACCAUCUGAUCAACACCGACUUGUUUGAUGUACUUGAACAAACUGAGCAAAACAUUAAGCUGGAAAAUGAAGAACUUGAAGACGAGAAUGCUCAGUUAAAAUUUAAUCAGAAAAUUCACAGAAAAAUUGUUUUUGAUACAGUCAAUGAAAUUCUGGUCCGCAAAUUUGCUUUACAGGGAUUAUUCAACCUGGGAAGGAAAAAGUUGAGCCGAGAAGAGCUUCCAAAAGAAGUUCAUUUAGAGCUGAAUCAUCUUCAGAGAAAGCAAGAUUGCAGCCAUGAUGACGAGGAUGAUGGAUUUGUGAGAAUCUUAAUGGAAGAUAUGAUGCAUCAGUCGGCAGAUUGGACAGAAUACAUUUGUGAGAUCCCAGCCUUGGUGUUAGACAUUGAGCGCCUAAUCUUUAAAGACCUGAUUAAUGAGGUAGUCAUGGGAGAAGCUAUGGGCAUGCAUAAUUGA
Messenger RNA from Fraxinus pennsylvanica, 3063 nucleotides. The record is from the annotation of a GenBank genome assembly. NCBI's taxonomy places the organism in Eukaryota, Viridiplantae, Streptophyta, Magnoliopsida, Lamiales, Oleaceae.